Molecule: messenger RNA, 1742 nt
Organism: Cuscuta campestris
Lineage: Eukaryota; Viridiplantae; Streptophyta; Magnoliopsida; Solanales; Convolvulaceae
Source: the annotation of a GenBank genome assembly
CGAAAUAAGAUUUAAAAGUUUCUAAUAUGAUAAAUCUAAUAAAAUCAAUUUUACACUAAUAUAUAUUACAAUUUUUGCUUAACUAACACUUAAAGAUCAUCUUGUUUGAUUCGAAAAAGUCAAACUUAACAAAUCCACCUGAACAGGUGAGACGCUGGAGGCGGCGUGCUAUGGGCAGUUAAUAAUGUUGUUUCUCUGUAACCCUAGAGCCAUGGUAUCUUCACUGCGAAAGAUGGCAGAAGAAUGCAUCCCUAUUGAUAAAUUGACGCUGGAGUCAAAGAAUUGUGAGAUUACAGCUCGGGUGUCGCGCGAAUGGGAUGUUUACAGCUUUAAGGAUACAAAAGACCUAAUGAGUACAGAUAUGGUGCUCAUUGAUAAGGAGGGCUCAUAUAUCCAUGCGUCCAUUAAGGGGAAUUUUGCGCAUUUGUUCCAAAACCGUAUUGCUGAAGGAAGUGUUUACUAUAUUAAGAUUUUCAGCGUUGUUCCCAAUAAGGCCCAGUAUCGUGUUGUUGGUGACAACAAGCUCAUGAUUCAGUUUUGUCCAAGUACAGUGGUUAGAUCUCUUUCGGAAGACUCCCUGGGAAUACCAACAUCAGCAAUACCCAAGCAUCGGUUUGAUUUACUUGAUUUUGAUAAGGUUGCGUCUAGAAUGUGGGAACUAUACAUUUUAACUGAUGUGGUGGGCGUAGUAUGUUGCGAGGGGGAGGUCACAAAUAAGAAUAGCCGUGGAAACAUCGUUCCUUCUUUGAUGCUUGAAUUACAUGAUCUGAGAGAUGUAAAGGUCCGGCUUACACUAUGGGGUGGGAGUGUUGAUAACUACAUGAAACAAAAAUCAUUGGUUCAGGAUGGAAUUAUUAUUGGUGUUUUCACGUCAACCUUGGUCAAGAAAUACAUGAACAAUGCUGUUUUGUCAUCAACCACAGCUACCAAGAUUUAUUUAGACCUUGACAUUGAUGAGGUUGUUGCCUUAAAAAACAAGAGCAGUUCUUCGCCAAGGGGGCAUAUAAUUCAGCCGCUUAUCAUCGAGAAACAAGAGCUGGAUACACAUGCUGUUUUAAGCAAUCUGAAAACCAUUGGCGAGCUUUUAGAAAUAACAAAGACAGACUUUAAAGAUGGCACACUAAUAUUUUGUGUUGCUACAAUAUAUGACAUCCACAACAAUAAUGGAUGGUACUACAACUCAUGUGGCUGCAAGGGAAUGAUUAAGGCGUACGGUCAAAGUUUUUGGUGCAAGAAGUGUAAUAAGACAGUGAAUGAUGUCAUUCCAAGUUUCUCCAGAAACUCGUGACAAGAGACAGGGGAUUUUUACGGGUUCAUGAUUCAAAUGACAUGCUAAGUUAAUCUCAUCUCUUAUGGUUUUAUAUGUCUCUGCUCUAUUACAAAAGCACCUGCUCGAACACGAUUCAAGAAAGAAUUAAAGGCCACCAAUUUCCUUUUAACUCUCUAAACAAAUUAGCGGAGAAAUCAGCUGAGCUUUCCUUCGCCGUUCAGGUAUGUGCAUGUGAAUGAGUUGGCCAGAUUAAUUACAAGCACAUUAAUGGCUUUUAGGAUAUGCAAAUCAGAUUUUAUUGAAAUAUAAGUGAGUGAGAAAGGUUUUGGCAUACGGAAUUGAUUUUGUGUAAUCAUGAACACUAUAUACAUACAGAGCAAAGCCCUUAGAGCUUGGACCAUGAAUUGGGGUACUGUGUGGGGUUUGAUAUUGUUUGGUACAAUCUGAAGAACAAUCAAGAGCUCAUCACUAC